AUGUCUGAUUUUACUCUUAAAGAAGACUGGUUUCAUAGUGAUUUACUUAAAAUUUUUGCGUUGAAUAUACUAAAAAAUUCUCAAGAAAUGUGUCCUAAAUGUUUAGUUCAACCAGAAAUUCGUGUUGAUGAAAUUGAAAUUAUACGUAAACAUACUGCACAAUCUCUUUUUGAGUCUAGCACUAGCUUUACUACUGACUUAAAUGAGCUUAAUAAUCAGAUUUCCUUUUCUAAAAAAAAAUACAAUGAAUCAAUUCAUGAAGUUCUUAUUCAUUAUUACGACCUCAAAGAGGCUUUAUCAAAAGAAUAUAUUCUAGCACCAGUUUUAUCUUUUAUUAUUAAAGACAUAAUAGACCAUUUUGUUAAAAUAAAAUCAUCAGAUGAAGAAAUACGGCUUGAAAAAAAAAAAGAGUUCAAAGCUAUAUUUAAUUCGUGGGGAACCUUUUUUGAUAAAUCUUUUGCAGAAACGAAAAAGAAAAACUCAAAUGAAGAAGAAGAAGACUAUUUGUUAGAUGAUAGUUAUGACACCUCAGAUUCUUUUAUUGAUGAUGAUGAUGAAACUGAUUAUAUUGAUGAUGAAUAUGAUAUCUAA
Molecule: messenger RNA, 591 nt
Organism: Racocetra persica
Lineage: Eukaryota; Fungi; Glomeromycota; Glomeromycetes; Diversisporales; Gigasporaceae
Source: the annotation of a GenBank genome assembly